AACAAGAUAAUUAAACAUAAAGUUGUAUUUACUUGCAUUCAUGUAUUUUUCAAACUCGCAAACGCCGAUUGUUAGAAGUAACUCACUUCUUUACGUAGAUAUUGCAAGAAGAUUUUCGGAAUUUAUUUCUUAAAAGUUGUAUAUAUAGGUGAACAAUUGAGUGAAAGAUUUCGCAUUUGGGGUGAUUGGAAACUAGGUAAUUUAAGAAUGAUAAUACAUUCUUCUUGCGAUCUUCUCUCGUUUUUUUUCCUUGAAGUAUAAACCGAUUUCGUCUCCCGAUCAUCUAGGCUUGUAACAACUUAACCAGUUGGUGUGUCUUGUGAAGACUGAGCGUCGGUAGUAAAAUCAUUACGUUAAGUGUUUAACCAAAUAGGAGUUGGAAAUCAAGUGAACAACCUGUUGGACAUAACGUACGGCCCUGCUGUACUCGCAUCAUUAUCUACAGCAUGGCUAGUGUUGAUUUAAGUUUAGAUGACAUUAUCCAGAAAAGAUAUCCAAGAUCAUUCAACAGAGGAAGAGGUGGAGGAGCUAGAAGAGGCCAGCAAAGGCGAUUAGAAUCGAGGGGAAGGGGACAGAAUCAGAAUAAUACUGCCAACAAAAGGUCAAGUGGAGUUCAAGGACGAGGAAAUGGUUUAAAAUCAGGUGUUAGUGAUGCUCGUUUACGUAUUAUUCAAAAAAAUAGACAGAAAAUGACAGAUGCUAGGGAAAAAUUGGUUCAGAUGGCUAAACAGACUGAUGCUCGUGUGAAAUUGGAGAAGAUCCGUGAAAGGAGAAUGGAGGCUAUGGCAGGUAUUAGGAUGCCGCGAUCCAAUGUGAGUAUAACGAGAAGAACUGGUCGCAAUGGUCAAAUAACCCUUACUACUGGAAGGAAAUCUUCAACUCCCGUUAUUCGUCGCACAGUUACAAAUGAUCUCACUGCUUUACCUCCUCCUCCAUUAUUUGGCCCUCCAAUGCAGCGUAAUCUGUACACCUGGGUUAAUCCAGUUGCACAGGAUUCAUUGUCUCCAACAUCUUCAUUAGAUGACCUAAAUAUGCGUAGCGCUCUUGUUCAAGACCAUGCAUCACUUCAUCGUUCUGCAGUUCAGCCUACAAAUAUAAAAGUGGUUGCACGGAAUGUAGCUUCUCAGAAACAUCCACGAACAUUAGCUUCUGAUUCUGAGUGGAAUUAUGAUUCACAUAGUGCUAGGAGAGGAAGAAUUGAAAUUUUAGAUUCAGAUGAAGAAAGUCAUGUGGCAUCCUGGCCAAGGAGUGGAGGAAGUGGUACUGGACAACUUGUUGGUCGAAUGAGCUCUGAAUUGAAGGCAAGAUUGGAUUCUCCAAAUGUUGUGCCACGAACUAUGGGUAUUCUGUCUUCAUCUUCAAAUUCAACUACUACUUCUACUCCUACUGGACAUCGUAUUGUUGUGUCAAAUUUGCAACCAAGUGUGACACAUGAAGAUAUUCGGGAAUUAUUCGAGGAUAUUGGCCCAUUGAUGACAUCUCGCCUUGUACGACCUGGUACAGCAGAAGUAGUUUACGAAAAUCAUAAGGAUGCUGUGAAAGCUGUUGAUGUGUAUCACAAUCGCCAGUUAGAUGGCCAGCCCAUGAAAUGCAUGCUCGUAAAUGCAAGACCACCAACAAGCUCAUCAGGAAGAGGAGUGAAUAGUGGUAGUUCUUUCAAAUUGCCUAGUGGAGGAAAAUCAUCUGUUGUUCCUGAUGUUGGAACCAUCCACAAAGCCCUCUUCAACAAAUCUUGAACUUGAAGUCUAGUGUCUGAACUCUUGUAUUGAUGAAAUAAGACUUUAUAAAGAACAGCAAAUGUAAUUGGAAUAUACUUUACUAUCAUUACUACACAGUGAGAAUGUAUGAUUCCGUACUUAUUGCGGUAUAAUUUGUAUGAAUCUUUUGUUAGCGUCAACUCUAGGUAGAACUAUUAAUGACCUUUAUGUUUAAGGCAGUCAAUAAUUGCCUCUUAUGAAGUAGUUCUUGGCGAUUGUAUUAACUGAUCAAAAUUUUUGGUAGCUUUAUUUGAAUGUUUUAGGAUAUAUUUUCUUGAAAAUAUGAAUUUUCUUUAUUGCCUGUUUUAUUACCAUUUUAUGGUAAUGCUAAUUCUUUUGCUUCUGGCACUACUUUGGUGAAGCCAAGUAUUCAUGACAUCAUAGUUAUUUUCAUAUUGUAUUAUUGUAGUAUUAAUAAAGUAAGACAUGAUAAAGUAUAUAAAAUGUAAACAAUCUGGUAUCGGCCAUGUAUUUUAAAAGCACAUAUCCUCUUUCAAAUGUUAUUAAAUGCAUCAGUUAGUUAUUCAUGGAUUCUGUUAUUAGCUUAUUAAGAGCAAUUAUCUCAAUAAAUUUUGAAGUAGUUAAAAAAUUGUAUUAGUAUUAUGAAGGAACAUGCUAGUGAGAUGGAAAUGAUCAUGUCUUCAUAAAUUAGAAAAUGACAAAUUCAAAUGUAAUGUGUCUUAUUUGUAUCAUUAGAGCAAAUUUUAUUAUCUUAAGACUUCAUGGUUGAUACUAGUUAAUGCUUGAGUAUUAAAACUUGAAGCAACAAAAACAUUACAUAUUGGAAGAAAUUAUUUGUUUAGGGCAAGCUAUAUAUUACACUGAAUCUCGGUGGAAUGCCAUGAACUGCAAAGUGGUUUGUAAAAGGAAAGUUCAAGAAAAUCUCAUUACCAUGUGCAAAUUUCAAAUUGUAUUAGAAAAUAUUUGCCACUAUUAAAAAAAAACAGUACCAAGAACUCAUUGCCGACAAAAAAAAAAAGUCCAUGCCUAUACAGACCUUGUGUGAAGUUAAUGCUGGGUUAAGUGUUUAAUUCUGUACUAUAAUUUAGUAUUUUUCAUAAGAACUAUUGCAUUUUCUUUUUAUAAAAUAUUAGAUAGUGGCACAAAAUCUGGCAAUAAAUUGGGGUGUUCACUUGUAAUGAAUAUUAGUGUAUUAUGUAAAACACUUCACUGCCCUUUUGCACUUUUGUGUAAUUUCCUAAGCUAAGCUGUUCCAGUUUUUUCUCUGAACAACAUUUUGUGCUUUAUCCAAACAAAUUAAGAAUUGAUGCUCGGAAAAGCUAUGCAUGUGAAACUUUGUAUAGGGUUAAUUAAAAACAUUUCAAUCGUGUAAAGUUUUUUAACUUCAUUUCUGUUUGUAUGCAAUGAAUGUCUUAUGUAUGAUGAGAACAAUUAGAUAACAUUUUUAGAAAAAUCUCGUUUAAUAUUUUGUAUUUAAUGUUGUAUUUUGUAUGUACUCUAUACUGAUUAAAUGUGAUAUAAUUAAAGAAAUUCAGGAAAAAUAUUCAAUAUAAUUCUUAAAUGUUUGGAUAAAUAACAUGUUGUACAUUGAAAGAAGUGCAAGUAACAUUAGUUAUCACAUUAUUUACUCCAAUUCCAAAACAUUUUACUAAGAAAAUAAAUUAUGGCUAUGACCCGAACAAAAAAGUGUGUGCUAAAAAAUCUUUUUUAACAUUCAGGUUUGGUUUUUGUGUAAACGAAUUUGAAUGAAUCAGAGUAUGAUUACAUUUUAUAUUUCACUAUUUGCAUGUGGUGAUUACAGCAGUUAAAAAUGUAAAGUGCAAUCAUUGAAAAAUUAUUUUAUAUUAGAAUUUAAAUUUCAUUCUAACAAGUUUUACUCUAAUGAAAUUAUGCCAUUAGGUGGGCACACACAUGUAACAUGUGUAAUACAAGUUAUGUUACGUAAUAUACAUUUGUAUGAUGUAUAAGUACAAUAUAUAUAUUGUGUAUACAGAAUGGAAAUUUGACCAAAAGUCGCUACCCUUUGAAAAGGUAAUUGAAACUUAAUAGGAAAGGAGCUAGAGUUGAAUCAACAAUACCAAGUGAACACUAUCUCUUCGAUUAUAUAACAGUGCAUUCUAAUGUUGGUAUACAUAAGAAAUUAAGUGAAUCAAACCAAAGGUGGGUAAUUUAAAAUUUAUGGGAAGGUCUGACCCACUCUGUAUGACAUAAUACUUCAAUUGUGGUAGAUCAGAGAAAACUGGGUAAACAAUUUUGUAUAUCCCUUCUUCAUAUUUCUCUGAAAGAUCAUUGCUAAUAUUAAUGUGGAAAGGGGACUUCGCUUGUAUUUUAAUCCAAGGAUAGAUUGAUGGAAGUAAUUUUCCAUAAAACUAUUUUCAGUUAAAAGUUAAUGUAAUUUUAUGCAUUUAACUAAUAGUUAGGUUUGCUAAAGGAUGUCAAUUCCAGUACUUCUUUGUUGAUACUUAAAAAAUGUUGUGUUAGGAGUGAGCUGCUAAUCUUUGGCCUAACCUACCAAUUCCAAUUUCAUAGAAAAUUGGAAUAAAAAGAUUUUUGUUAUGACUGAUAAUAUUAGCAUGUUGUAAUGAUUAAUUAUUCAUUUGUAAUGUUACAUAGUUCCAGAUUACACUUGCUCUGUUGUAAUAUGACAUUGCAAGAUAAAAACCUUAAUGAAAAUUUGUAAAAAUAGAAAGAAAGUGCAUUAAUUUUGAUCCACUAAAUACCAAAUACGAUGUAGUGCUUGGAAUGAAAUUGAAUCGUAAGCAAUGCUGUUUGUUAUGCAAAUAAUUUCAACUUCAGUAAUAGGUAAGCUAUAUUUCCUCCUCUGGUAAAACAAAAUAAGAUAUAAUGAAAUGGUAAUAAAUUACAAUAAUCUAUUAACAAAAUUGCAUCAAAAACACCACUAUUUCAGAACGUUGUAAAUUUUUAAUCCCAUAAGUUUGUUUUAAAGUUAUAUGAAUUGAAAUUUUUGAACUAUUGUAUUUAUCCCUCAAUGUGUUCAUCCUUGUUAAAUAUCAAAGUGUACAAAUUUGCUUUUUAUUUUAACUGAAUAUUUUUUUUCCCUUCUUUUUAUAUGGUAUUAUCAGUAGUACUGAAAAAAAUGAAAACCUCUCAUUACUUAAUAGUUUGAAAGGGC
Gryllus bimaculatus (two-spotted cricket) is the source of this 4851-nucleotide messenger RNA. NCBI's taxonomy places the organism in Eukaryota, Metazoa, Arthropoda, Insecta, Orthoptera, Gryllidae. The record is from the annotation of a GenBank genome assembly.